AUGGAAUAUACAAAUAAAAAUGAUACAGUCUAUAAUGAAGGUUCAUUAUAAAAGGAAUUUGAUAUAUCUCCAAUUUUAGAGAGAAGAUCUUGUACUUCACCUAAAAAUCUAAUUAGAAUUGACACUAAGAAUAAAAACAUAACAUAAGAAGAUUAUGAAAUAUUGACUAUAAUAAAUAAUGAUGAUAUUACAUAUUAAGUAUUUAUUGAGUAAUAUACUUAUACAAAUAAAUCAAUGUAAAUAAUAGAUUUUAAAUAUUAGAACAACAAGAUCAUUUACAAAUGAUGAUUCUACAUUAUUAAGUAAUUAAAGUAUGAAAUACUAUUUAUAUCAAAAUUGUACUGAAUAUAGUAUGUAAAAUCCUGAAAAUGCAUGGGAUUUUAUUUAUGUAAAUGUAAUCUUAAUGGAAAACAAUGAUAAAAAUCAUACAUUUCCAUUUUAAUUUACAUAUACUUGUAAUGAAAAUUAUAAUUUUAUAACUUUUGAUUGGAGUUUAAUAAUAUUAAUAUCUAUAAGUAUGAUGUUAAUGGCUUUAUUAACAAGAUUUUCAAGAAUAUUAUCAUUUAGUUUAAAAGGAUAAAAUGGAAGAUUUUAAGGUUUUAAAAUAGAUAUAAUUAUAACUAUCUUUUAUUUUGUAAUGUAUACUAUUGGAUUCUUUUUGGUUUUUAAUUCAAAUUAUAUUGAAGAACUUACUAUUGUAGUAAAGAUUUCUACAUAUCUAAUGGGAUUUUCAUGUUCAUUAUUUAUUAUAGAUGAAGUAUUAUAAUAAAAUAUAUUUAGGCAUUAAAUUUAUCUCCUGAUGGAUCAUUUUGGAAAAGAAAAGUAUUUUAUAAAAUAAGAUUAUGUGAAAUAUUCUCAUUUAUGCUUGCCUCUGCAUUUAUGACAUUAUAUUUAUUUACUUAGGCUUGGUAUUUAAGUGAUUUAAUAUCAAUUUUUAUAAUGUCUACAAUAGCCAAAUUAUUCAAAUUUAAAAAUCUUAAAAGUGCUUUUCUUUUUUUGAUAAUAUGUAUAAUGUUAGAUGGAACAGCUGCAUCAGUAAUAUAUUUUGCAACUAAAUAAUCUUAUAAUUCAUUAACAUUAAAGAUUUUGAAUUGUCCAAUUGAAUUACAAUUACCAUUAUUAGAAUUAUAAUAUGAUAGAAGUUGUGCAUGGAUAUCAUUAUUUAGUAUAGCAAUACCUGGAUUGUAUAUGGGAUUCACAUAUAGAUUUGAUAAAAAUAAAAGAACAUUUUCAUACACUAUAUUUACUGGUUUGGGUUUAAUUAUUGGUUAUAUAAUUUGGAUAACUACUACUAUAGUAUAAACAUAUUCAAUUCCAUCAAGUAUUUUUAUAUAUCCUUCAAUAUUGAUUGGUACAAUUAUAGUUGCUUUAAAGAGAAAUGAAUUGCAAUCAAUUUGGGAUACAGAAUUCUUUGAUGAGUUUUUAGAGAAAUAAUAUAGAUUAUCAAAUAUAUAAGGAUAACAUGAUAUUGUUAAUCAUCUUAAUUUAAUGGAAGGAUUAGAUUAAUGUCCAGAUGAAUAACCAACUUAAAGUAGAAUAUUUAAAUGA
Molecule: messenger RNA, 1548 nt
Organism: Paramecium pentaurelia
Lineage: Eukaryota; Ciliophora; Oligohymenophorea; Peniculida; Parameciidae
Source: the annotation of a GenBank genome assembly